This is a messenger RNA of Agrilus planipennis (emerald ash borer), 1078 nucleotides long. Its product is annotated as protein maelstrom homolog. Gene Ontology annotation, cellular component: P granule; nucleus. The record is from RefSeq and is a predicted model, not a curated record. The transcript is spliced from 7 exons. Gene Ontology annotation, molecular function: sequence-specific DNA binding. The coding region runs from base 149 to 1078 and encodes 309 amino acids. Gene Ontology annotation, biological process: male meiotic nuclear division; piRNA processing; regulation of miRNA-mediated gene silencing. NCBI's taxonomy places the organism in Eukaryota, Metazoa, Arthropoda, Insecta, Coleoptera, Buprestidae.
UGGUUCUUAAUGAUUCUAACUUGUCUAUGAUUCUAACCAAUAAAGUUAUUGUGAAAGCCAAAAGUAAAAAUUUCUUAUUCAAUCUCAAAAUUAUUUGUCGAAAUUGUUGUAUAUUUUAAACCAAUAGCUGUGUUCGUUUCACUUCAAUAUGGGAAAGAAGAAUAAGCCUGUUUUCAAUGGAUAUGCUUGUUUUAUGAACGACUUUCAAAAAAAAAGCGGACAGAAAUUUAACAGUAAAAAAGACUUAGCAGAAGCUGCGGCGUCCCACUGGGCAAAACUAACCCAACAGCAGCAACAGGUAUAUAAAGAUAAAGCCAAAGGUCUCAAAGGUGAAGCUGCAAGAUACACUUCGCAGGGUGUUAAUGUUGAUAUUAUAUUGGCAGAAGAAAAUCGGAAAAAGCUAAUUGAACAAGAAAUGAAUAACUACAUUAAUUCACUAAUGAUUUCAUUAAGUGAAAGCAACGAAUUUCCGUUUCAGAUGUUUCAUCUAAUAAGCAUAAAUGAAUUCUGUUUUUUUAAUGGAAAUAAGCGUUUCAUUCCAGCUGAAAUUGCUGUUAUAAAGUUUAAUUUACAAGAUGGAGUUAUAGCAGAUAAUGUUUUUCAUUAUAUUAUAAAGCCAGGUAAGUUACCUCUUGGAUAUACCGCUGAUGCUACAAAGAUAUCAAAUGAAACUCAUCAGUUGCCUGUUCCCUUGGGUAUUGAUAAGAGUGAAGACAACAGACAUGAAGUUACAGAAGGACUUCUAAAAUUUCUUAGGGCUGGUAUUUCAACGGUUGAAAGGGAUUUUCCUCCUCUUUUCUGUGAAGAUAAGUAUAGAGAAAAAGUGCAAAAUGUUGUUAAGUAUUUAUUAAUAGAUCAAGGCUAUAGUGAAGAUCUGAUAAAAAUUUACUCACUGGAUUCUUUUUUUUAUCAGCUGCGUAAUACAACAGCUGAUGGUGAAAUUAUUUGGCCAAGUAUCACCUUAAGUACUCUAGAAUUAGAACGUGAUGUAUAUGAUUAUUGUCCAGGAAUCGCAUGUGAUUUUCAUGAUAAUUCAGAUGUUCCAAACUUCUAUCGAUUAGUAGUUAUGUCGCAAUAA